AUGAAACUAAAAUUGCGAUAUCACCGCUUGGUCGAUAGGCUGAAGAAGCCUAAGCGAUCCAGCAAGAAACCAGAAAGACCACAACAUGAAAGUUCACCACCGCAAUCAAGCCCAGUCGCGGCGCCAUCUUCAAUACCCAAGAUAUAUGAUCCCUGGAUCGAAAGCGAGGAACUCUUGCGAAAAGACCCGGAAACUAAGAAACUCCUCGAAAAUGCGACGGAGAUUCUGCGAAGCAAUGGGCUGAGCUUUGGCUCAAGUACAGCGCAGAAUCAUCAACAACUUUGCAGCUUUUUGGAGGACGGGGCCCAGAAAUUGGACGAAAGCAAAUGGAGGAUUGGUGACAGCCAAACUCCCUUAGAGAGACACCUUACCCCGGUAUUCAAAAAUGUUUUGAUGGUGAAAGACCUUAUCAAUGCAGCAGCGGCGUCAUCGCCGCCCGCUGCAAUUGCUUGUGCGUCAUUGACAGUAGUCUUCACUCUUUUCAUUCAAUCCAUGGAACAGCAAGACAGCCUCAUACACGGGCUCAGCCGAACCGCCGCAUUGAUACCCCGGGUCCAUGUAAUGCAGGAUCUUUACUUGCACUCCCAAUCGACUGAAAGGCUGACCGAAGGUUUCAUGACAAAGUUCCAGGGGACUUUGACUUCGCUAUGCAGCAAGCUAUUGGAAUUCAAUGCCAGAGCCCUGCUACAUUUUGAGAAAAGUUCAUUGGUCCAAUUUUCCAGAGGUGCGGUCAAGAAGGAUCCGUGGACUGCUCUCGUUCAAGACAUGAAAGACCUCGAAGUCGAAUCACACCGCUUCACAACUCUUCUCGACGCAGCAAACAGGAAAUCCGAAAGUCUGGAAUGGCAAAAGAGAUACGAAAAGCUUGAAAAUGAUAUCAUGGCGUACAGCGUCUGGCAAAAGGACACGGUUCGGGAUAAGAAAGUGAUAGAAUUCCUUCGAAUGCUCUACACCUGUCCAUAUCGAGACCGAAAAGAUAGAAAUCGUGAUCGUGUCCCUGGAACAUGUGAAUGGUUUGUCCGUCAUCAACGUUUCCAAGAAUGGAACCAGAACCAAAAUUCUCGUCUCCUGUGGGUUUCAGCCGACCCAGGAUGCGGCAAGUCGGUUCUUGCCAGAUACUUAGUCAACGAAGUGCUUCCAAGGCCUAGUGGAAGGACAAUAUGCUAUUUCUUCUUCAAGGAUGACUUUGAUGACCAAAACAAUGUGACAAGUGCACUUUCAAGUCUGAUACGGCAGCUUUUCAUAGCCCUGCCCUCUUUGUUAUCAAAUUCCAUACUGGAAAAGGCGGACACAGAUGGCGACCAAUUAAUUGGCUCGUUUUCGGAUCUGUGGACUAUACUCACGACUGUCACGAGUGACCCACGAGCGGGCGAGGUCGUGGUUGUAUUUGAUGCCUUGGACGAAUGUCGUGACGCCGACCGAAGUGAGCUCAUCGAAAAAGUGACAGAUCUUUAUCUGCACCCCGAAAACACCCGGAGCCUGAAGAUUUUGCUAACGAGCCGACCAUAUGGCCAUAUUCAAAGUGGCUUCCGAAAGAUUGAAAGAGCAUGGCCAACAAUCCAUCUGAGUGGAGAGGUUGGAGAGCCAGCCGAACAAAUUGCCGAAGAAAUCAAUCUGGUAGUCGAUGAUGCUAUCGAGAAAAUCACAGAAGCGAAAGACCUUGAUGAUGAUGAUCAUGACUUUCUGCAAGAAGAACUGGCAAAAAUCUCAAAUCGCACUUAUCUCUGGGUUACGUUGACCUUGGAGUAUAUAAAAACAACUCCUUUCAGACGGGGAAAUGUUCGCCGAGCCUUGGGUGAAGAUAUCCCUGCAUCGGUAAACGACGCCUACGAGAAGAUGCUGGAUCGAAGCUUAGACCACAAACGAGCCAGAAUCGUCCUCCACGUUGUUUUGGGUGCGAGAAAACCGCUCUCAUUGGAGGAAGUUUCGGUCGCCCUAGCCCUACAAAGCACCCAUGAAUGCGAAGAUGAUGUUAAAGAGGAAAUGGAACCAGAGAACACAUUUAGGAGCACUUUACGAGACCUCUGUGGCUUGUUGUUGUGGAUUAAUGAUGACAAAGUCUAUCUUCUGCAUCAGACUGUGAAAGAAUUCCUGGUACCGCGUGAUGUGGUCGACUCAAAUGGACCUACCUGGCAAGAUUCCUUCCCAGCAACUGGGUCUCACAAGAUUUUGGCGAAGAGAUGUAUUUGGUUCUUCCAGUUUCAUACACUGGACCCAAGAUUGACCGCUUUUGCUGGCUAUGCGUCGGACUAUUGGGAAUAUCAUUUUCGUGAGUCAUGUUUCGACAAAACCGAAGAUGCUACAAUGCUAGCGUUGAUUCUUUGUGACCCAAACUCAGAGCCAAAUCGAAUAUGGCAACAGCAUGACGGGAAGCGCUUCAAAUCGAGGCGCAGCUUCAAGCGCUACAUUGGCUUCAAGCGCGAUCGCAACACAAAUCUACGCAUCGAUCGCGUUGACUUCCCGUAUGGUACCCCGCCCUUUAUUCUGGCAUCUAGACUUGGGCUUCAAGCUGUUGUUGAAAAAUUGCUAGAGUCGCAGCUACACGAGUGCGAUACCCGGGAGAAGAAAUUUUACAGAACGCCACUUUCUAAUGCAGCGCAAGCUGGCCACGAGAAUGUGGUGAAGUUGCUUCUUGAUACCCGCAAAGUUGACGUGGAUUCUCGAGAUGCGAAGCAACGAACGCCAUUUUCAUAUGCUGCAGCGCGAGGCCACGAGGGGGUGGUACAUCUGCUUCUUGAUACCGGAGGCGUUGACGUGAAUUCUCAAGAUGUGAAGCAACGGACACCACUCUCAUACGCCGCAUGGCUGGGCCAGGAAAGGGUAGUCCAGCUGCUCCUUCAUAUCAAGGAAACUAAAGUCGAUUCUCCAGACAGCAAACAACGAACACCACUUUCAUACGCUGUGGCGCGGGGUCACGAGAGAGUAGUAAAGCUGCUUCUCGAUACUGGGCAGGUUUACGUUGAUUCUCAAGAUGAUACACAACGGACACCACUCUCGUACGCUGCAGUGCGAGGCAAUGACAGGGUGGUACAGCUACUCCUGGAUACCGGACAGGUUGAUGUGAAUUCCCAAGAUGCUAGACACCAAACACCACUCUCAUAUGCUAUACAGGAGGGGGAUAAAAAGGUGAUACAACUGCUUCAAUUGUAUAGGAACAGUGCUAAGAGCUGA
Penicillium hordei is the source of this 3171-nucleotide messenger RNA. RefSeq lists its product as uncharacterized. The transcript is spliced from 2 exons. The coding region runs from base 1 to 3171 and encodes 1056 amino acids. Lineage: Eukaryota; Fungi; Ascomycota; Eurotiomycetes; Eurotiales; Aspergillaceae. Gene Ontology annotation, molecular function: protein binding. The record is from RefSeq and is a predicted model, not a curated record.